Molecule: messenger RNA, 1032 nt
Organism: Penicillium pulvis
Lineage: Eukaryota; Fungi; Ascomycota; Eurotiomycetes; Eurotiales; Aspergillaceae
Product: phenylacetaldoxime dehydratase family protein
Exons: 1
Coding region: 1-1032 (343 amino acids)
Source: RefSeq, a predicted model, not a curated record
AUGUGGGGAGUCAAAUUGUCACAAAAUGAGCCAUUCGUUUACUCCAUCUUUGGCCUUCAAUACCGCGAUGGCGAACCGACCACCGAAAAAGAGUCUAUGAGAAGCAACUUCGAUGCUCUUAUCACCGCCAAAGCCACUUACAUCGAUCGCGUCAUCCAAGAAGAUGCAGUUACCACAAAUCAUGGCAAAACCUUUGUCUGGCUUGGGUAUUGGAAAUCUCGCACAGAAUACCUCGACUGGUGGACGAGUCAACCGGUAUCCCACUUCUGGUCAUCGCUACCUCUAGAUGCGGGAAUGUGGAGAGAAGUGAUGAUGCCAGAUGCAUCCCGCACACAACAUGGCACCAACAGGACAGAUCAGAUUGGACUUGGUACUCUCGGAUCCCGAGUGUCAGUCGCCGACAAAUCAGGAUACUGGGGCUGUUAUCGGCAACGAAUGAGUGCAACCAGUGAUAGAUUCGCGACGCCCCUCGCGAAGGAUUUAAAACCCUGCCCCUCUAUAACACUCCCACUAGGUCAGGUUUCUAUCCGCUCUGAAAGAGUUCUCUUGGCCCAGUUUCCAGACAACAUAUGCUUCGUUGUCGAGGGCCAAGACCACUCCGAGAUCUCACCAGAAGAAAAAGACUAUUGGUUUCAUAAUUUUCACGAAUCCGUCGAAACUUGGAUCAAGGAUCUCAUGUCCGCAGAGGCAGAUUCUGGGAUCCUGGAUGGCCGUUUAUGCUUUGAUGCGGAAAGUGGAGCCUUCGGGAAUUCCCCAAUCUCGGCGCUCAAUUAUAACAAAAAGAUCCAGCUGUUCUAUUUCAAGGACAUGCGGCACAUGGAGCGUAUUGGGCGCAGUAACAAAGGGCAUGCGCAGCUGCGGGACCGCUUUUUGGCGGCAUAUGGGCCAGGUGGUGAUAUGAGUGCCGGGAAGAUUGGAAUGUGGGUUGAGACGACGGUGCUUAAAGCAGGAGAAAUGGAAUGUGAAUAUGUCGGUUGCUUGGAAGGGACAGGAUGGAUGGCGUGGGCAGGUCCUGGAUCCAAGAUUGUGUAG